This is a messenger RNA of Lates calcarifer (barramundi perch), 4236 nucleotides long. RefSeq names its product tachykinin receptor 1a (gene tacr1a). Gene Ontology annotation, cellular component: plasma membrane; sperm midpiece. Gene Ontology annotation, biological process: G protein-coupled receptor signaling pathway; positive regulation of flagellated sperm motility. Bases 462 to 1760 code for a protein of 432 amino acids. Gene Ontology annotation, molecular function: substance P receptor activity. NCBI's taxonomy places the organism in Eukaryota, Metazoa, Chordata, Actinopteri, Centropomidae. The record is from RefSeq and is a predicted model, not a curated record. The transcript is spliced from 5 exons.
CUCCAUAAGCUCGUUUGCAGCCGCUGAGUUUGAGCAGAGGAGCAGGAGAAGAGCACAGAGCCGCAGAGGGAGAGUUGAAGGAGCAGAGCUUGUCCGCGUGUGUGACCGGUUAGGGGAACACAGACUUGUUCUUGUGCAGUAAUGUGCGUAAAAGGCGCGUUUUCAUUUUUACGCACGGGUAAAAGUCUAAACGAUAGAUAGGUUGUUAUUGAAUUCCCCACUUUCUCCCUCCAUUUGUACUGAAUUUACGAAUUCAUGAUUUUCACACAGAGACGUUUUCAAGUGAACAUUCCGCAGACUACAGUUACAGUUUUGUACACUGUCGAGUACGCGUGCGGCGGUGAAGCUUUCUGAAAGUUUCGAUUGUUGUCUUUGUAUUUGGCACGGGAUCAUUGACUUUGUUGUACAGAUUUAGGUCUAUAUUCAGUGGUUUAAUUUGAAUUUCGGUCUGACAAAGCAAAAUGGAUCCUUUAUUCAAUUCCACCGAUUUGCUAAAUUCGACCACGAGCUCCAACGACACCAACAAGCUUAACAGGACCGUGUACUCGAACCAAUUUGUACAGCCAGUAUGGAGAAUCGUCCUCUGGGCCAUUGCGUACAGUUCUAUAGUAAUUGUGUCAGUGGUAGGUAAUGUAACGGUGAUCUGGAUUAUUAUGGCGCAUAAACGCAUGAGGACCGUCACCAACUACUUUCUGCUAAACCUGGCGUUCGCCGAAGCCUCCAUGUCCGCCUUCAACACGGUGAUUAACUUCACCUACGCCGUGCACAAUGAGUGGUACUUCGGACUGAUCUACUGCCGCUUCCACAACUUCUUUCCGAUCGCGGCUGUCUUUGCCAGCAUCUACUCAAUGACUGCCAUCGCCCUGGACAGGUACAUGGCUAUUAUCCACCCUCUGCAGCAGCGCAUGUCAUCCACAGAGACCAAAGUGGUGGUGGGUGUGAUCUGGGUGCUUGCUCUGCUCCUGGCCUUCCCUCAGUACUUCUACUCCAACACGGAAAUGCUCCCCGACCGGGUGGUGUGCUACAUCGACUGGCCCGAAUACACCCUGUGCGACUUAAAAAAGAUAUACUCUGUGUGUGUUGCCAUCCUUAUCUACUUCCUUCCUCUCCUGGUGAUGGGUUGUGCUUAUCUGGUGGUGGGACUGACCCUGUGGGCCAGUGAGAUCCCUGGAGACUCCUCCGAUCGCUACAAGGAGCAGCUGACCGCCAAACGCAAGGUGGUGAAGAUGAUGAUUGUAGUGGUGUGUACAUUUGCCAUCUGCUGGCUGCCCUACCAUGUUUACUUCCUGCUGCAGCAGUUCUUCCCUGACAUGUUUGAGAAAUGGUUCAUCCAGCAGGUCUACCUGGGCAUCAUGUGGCUGGCAAUGAGCUCUACCAUGUACAACCCCAUCAUCUACUGCUGCCUCAAUGACAGGUUUCGUGCUGGUUUUAAACAAGCCUUCCGCUUUUGCCCCUGCAUCCCUCAAGGCUCUUACGAAGGCCUGGAGCUCAAGUCCACUCGCUACCUUCAGACCCAGACCAGCGUUUACAAGGCCAGCCGGAUGGAGACCACUGUGUCUACUGUUCUCCAGGCUAGUGAUGACAUGGAGCAGCCUAAGGUCAAGGCGAUAGCAGGUCCUGGGCCUGGUGGGGCUGCAGUCGGGGCCAGGCCUCAUAGCUCCUCCUUGGACCUGACCUCGAAUGGGUCAUCAUCCCGAAGUGUCUCCAAAACAGUAUCUGAGACGUCCAGUUUCUACUCCAGUAACAACCUACAGGAAUAGACCUCAAACACAGGUGGCUUUUUUCCAGACAGCAGGGAGAGAGUGUGAGUUGACUGUUCAUAUUGCUUCUUUUGCCUGUGUUCAUGCAAAAGUACAGCAUGAAUGUGUGAGUUUGUCUCAAAGUGACUGUGGCCGAGUAGUUGAUGAAUACAUUUCCAUUAGAACGUCAUGUUGGGUAAUUUGCAAGUGAGACUAAAUCCCAGUUCACCGAGCACUGUCUUCACCCACAACGCCCUUGUAUAAAGCACUCACGCUCCUCACAGUUAAUGAUCAACUCACAUUAGGAAGGUUUGCUCUGUGCCAAAAAGUGAUGAUGAGCACGUCAACAACAUGAGCACAUUCCAGUUCAAAAGCUAAACUGAAGCAGACGCUAGCACCUCCAAGCUUCACAGCUUCUCCUUGUCACACCAGCCUUCUCUCAGUGCAGAGAGAAGGUUCACACAUCCCCUAUCACACAAGCUAUGUGACUUCACACAGUCUAUUUUAGAGAGGAGCCACAACAUGAGAUCAGCAUGCUGUGAACACACCAGCCUCUCAUUUUAACAGGGGUGUUCUCUUGAAGAGACAGAGCUUGGAGACCUUGGCUUUUCAGAAACUUCUCUGUAGAAAACCUGGUUUUCACAGGAAUUCUCUCCCCAGAAGAUACAUGUUGAAAACACAGGCAGAUGUGUGUUUUCAGUUGAAAGGGUCUCCCAGAAGAGGUAUAAACCCUGAACUUUUUAUGUAUGAGUGUGUGCGUGCGUAUGCAUGUAUGUGUGAGAGCUGCUCUGAAUGCCAACUCUGUCUCCCCGAGCCAGAGUUCCUCAGCAAUCCAUUGUGCAAAAUGAGUACCUGUCUGGCUGAAGGAGUGCUCUAAGGAUACCCUGCAGACAUUACUGAAAAGUUCUGGCAGUCGCCUAAAAUGCCAACAGCAUCUGGCUCAGCUUCCAUCUGGCUAAACACUGACUUCAACAGCUGGGAGCGUCAGCUCUGAAACAUAGAGGUGCUUCAAAUACUGAAGAGGCAACAGCAGACCUCAAAUGGGAAUGAGAGUUUUACUAAAAGUUAAAUUGCCUAAUAGGAGACCUUAAUCCCAGAUUCAGUCCUCCAUGAGACCACUAAACCCAAACAACACUGGUGGGUGGCUCUCAGACUGAUCUGCAAAGGAUGACAGAUGAAGAAAAAACAGAAGAAAUACAGUUUCUCACUAAUAACCCUCCCAUCUGCUACCUGACUAUCUAACCAGCUCCACCUUUAUCAGACUCAUGACACAGGGUCGUGAUCUGAAUGCGAGGCAACACUUGAGGCAACAAUGUAAAAUAUUUAUAUAACUUUCAUUAGCUGCUCCUACCCUUCCACCUGGCAGUAACAUGCACUCUGUGUCUUAAUGCGAUUCGGCUGGAUUACAUUUAUACUUCACAUUAAUGUGUCUUCAGCACACACUGUAUUCACAUUUCAUAUGCUGUCGCUCCAUCAAAAUGUAACCCAGCCAUGGCAGACGCAUGUUAAUAUCAGGUUUAAAGGGCUUUGUCGAUGUUUCAGCCUGGACUUUGCACAGGCAGCCUAUUAGCUCUUUAAUGUGCAGCGAUGUGCCUUGCUGCUUAGCAUAAUGUCUGUAAAAUUGGGGCAGAGAAGCAGCUCGCUGUGCUGGGGUCCAGGAAAAGGACAGUUAGAUAACAGAGACUACAGAAGCCCACUGGGACAAACUAUCUCCUACAGUGGUAAACACUUGCACAUACACACAAGAACAUAUUACCACAGUUCUUAGUCAAACUGUCUUAGUACUGUGGCAAAUAGUUUUAAUAGUUUCAACAGACUUAAUGUUAUAUCAUGACAGAUAGUCAUUUGCAACAUAUUUGAAGCAUAGUUAAAAAUUCCAUAUAGAAAGUGGAGUUAAUUAAUGGAAGCCAGAAUAUUUUACUACAAAUAUCCUGCAGUGAGUUUAAUAACUAAAUCCACAAGAUUUACAUAUUUGCUGUGUAUAGAACAAACACAGGCUCAUCUAAACAGUGAAGCUGUAAUUUAUCAGACACUGACACACAUGCAAGAAAGAGAAUAAAAUCAUCAAUUUUAAUAAGUCUUAGUGAAGUAUUUAAGUCUAAAAAUCCAAACAGGUUUUGACAAUUCCAUGUGUUUUGAAUUGGAAAUCAACUCAGUAGCCUCACAUCAUUAUCAGAUAUGAAUUGUGAUAGAUAUUUGAGACUCACUCGUGGAUGAAAUCACAUUUCUGGAUGGAUAUUCUUUGCAGUGUGCAUGCACAACACGUGAGCACACACAGAGAAUGAUCACCUGUUGAUGCCCAUCAUUCUACUUCCACUCACACACAUACAUAAAUACACACACACCACGUUCACCCUCCUGUCGCCUGGUCUAUUCUCAGCACACAAAGCCUGUUGUUAUAAAUUCCACAGUCAGCUGACAUGAAACUGAGGAGCAGAUGUGAAGCAACAUGACUUUAUUGGAAUUACAGCAACGAUCAGUAAUUACAUCACUUUAU